GAUGUGCAACAGAAUGAAAAUAUAUAAAUGCCUGGAGUCUGGGAAAAGCUUCAGUCGCAGUUCCACUCUUACCUCCCACCGAAGAAUUCACACAGGGGAAAAACCGUAUACAUGCCUGGAGUGUGGGAAAAGCUUCAGUCACAGUUCACACCUUAGUGCCCAUCAGAAAAUUCACACUGGAGAGGAACCCUAUAAGUGCCUGGAGUGUGGGAAAAGCUUCAGUCGCAAUUCCACUCUUACUUCCCACCGAAGAAUUCACACAGGGGAAAAACCAUAUACAUGCCUGGAGUGCGGAAAAAGCUUCACUACCAGUUCACACCUUAGUGUCCAUCAGAAAAUUCACACUGGAGAGAAACCCUAUAAAUGUCUGGAAUGUGGGAAAAGCUUCAGUCACAGUUCCAUUCUUACUUCCCAUCGAAGAUUUCACACAGGGGAAAAACCAUAUAUAUGCCUGGAGUGCGGAAAAAGCUUCACUAAGAGUUUCAGCCUUACCUCCCACCGAAGAAUUCACACAGGGGAAAAACCGUAUACAUGCCUGGAGUGUGGGAAAAGCUUCAGUUGCAGUUCCACUCUUACUUCCCACCGAAGAAUUCACACAGGGGAAAAACCGUAUACAUGCCUGGAGUGUGGGAAAAGCUUCAGUCAGAGUUCACACCUUAGUGUCCAUCAGAAAAUUCACACUGGAGAGAAACCCUAUAAAUGCCUGGAGUGUGGGAAAAGCUUCAGUCGCAAUUCCACUCUUACUUCUCACCGAAGAAUUCACACAGGGGAAAAACCGUAUACAUGUCUGGAGUGUGGGAAAAGCUUCACUAAGAGUUUCAGUCUUACUUCCCACCAAAGAAUUCACACAGGGGAAAAACCGUAUACAUGCCUGGAGUGUGGAAAAAGCUUCACUGACAGUUCCAGUCUUACUUCCCACCGAAGAAUUCACACAGGGGAAAAACCGUAUACAUGCCUGGAGUGUGGGAAAAGCUUCACUAAGAGUUUCAGUCUUACUUCCCACCGAAGAAUUCACACAGGGGAAAAACCGUAUACAUGCCUGGAGUGCAGAAAAAACUUCAGUCACAGUUCCGCUCUUACUUCCCACCGAAGAAUUCACAUGGGAAAACCGUAUACAUGCCUGGAGUGUGGAAAAAGCUUCACUGAAAGUUCCACUCUUACUUGUCACCAAAGAAUUCACACAGGGGAGAAACCAUAUAAAUGCUUGGAGUGUGGGAAAAGCUUCACUCAAAACUCUGCUCUUGCUUCCCACCAAAGAAUUCACACAGGGGAGAAACCAUAUACAUGCCUGGAGUGUGGUAAAAGCUACAGGCAGAAGUCAAACCUGACUUCCCACCAAAGGAUACACAGAGGAAUGAAAAUAUAUAAAUGCCUGGAGUGUGGGAAAAGCUUCAGUCGCAGUUCCACUCUUGCUUCCCAUGAAAGAAUUCACACAGGGGAAAAACCGUAUAAAUGCCUGCAGUGUGGGAAAAGCUUCAAUCGCAGUUCUAACCUUAGUGUCCAUCAAAAAAUUCACACAGGGGAAAAACCUUAUACAUGCCUGGAUUGUGGUAAAAGCUUCAGUCAGAGUUCACAGCUUAGUGUCCAUCAGAAAAUUCACACUGGAGAGAAACCCUAUAAAUGUCUGGAGUGUGGGAAAAGCUUUAGUAAUAGUUUUGCUCUUACUACCCACGGAAGAAUUCACACAGGGGAGAAACCAUAUAAAUGCCUGGAGUGUGGGAAAAGCUUCAGUCGCAGUUCCACUCUUGCUUCCCAUGAAAGAAUUCACACAGGGGAAAAACCGUAUAAAUGCCUGCAGUGUGGGAAAAGCUUCAAUCGCAGUUCUAACCUUAGUGUCCAUCAAAAAAUUCACACAGGGGAAAAACCUUAUACAUGCCUGGAUUGUGGUAAAAGCUUCAGUCAGAGUUCACAGCUUAGUGUCCAUCAGAAAAUUCACACUGGAGAGAAACCCUAUAAAUGUCUGGAGUGUGGGAAAAGCUUUAGUAAUAGUUUUGCUCUUACUACCCACGGAAGAAUUCACACAGGGGAGAAACUGUAUACAUGCCUGGAGUGUGGGAAAAGCUUCACUCACAGGUCCAGUCUUACUUCCCACCGAAGAAUUCACACAGGGGAGAAACCGUAUACAUGCCUGGAGUGUGGAAAAAGCUUCAAUCGCAGUUCUAACCUUAGUGUCCAUCAGAAAAUUCACACUGGAGAGAAACCCUAUAAAUGCCUGGAGUGUGGGAAAAGCUUCAGUCAGAGUUCUGCUCUUACUACCCACCGAAGAAUUCACACAGGGGAGAAACCGUAUACAUGCCUGGAGUGUGGGAAAAGCUUCACUGACAGUUCCAGUCUUACUUUCCACCGAAGAAUUCACACGGGGGAAAAACCGUAUACAUGCCUGGAGUGUGGAAAAAGCUUCAAUCGCAGUUCUAACCUUAGUGUCCAUCAGAAAAUUCACACUGGAGAGAAACCCUAUAAAUGCCUGGAGUGUGGGAAAAGCUUCAGUCAGAGUUCUGCUCUUACUACCCACCGAAGAAUUCACACAGGGGAGAAACCGUAUCCAUGCCUGGAGUGUGGGAAAAGCUUCCCUGACAGUUCCAGCCUUACUUCUCACCGAAGAAUUCACACAGGGUAGAAGCC
Molecule: messenger RNA, 2622 nt
Organism: Heteronotia binoei (common prickly gecko)
Lineage: Eukaryota; Metazoa; Chordata; Lepidosauria; Squamata; Gekkonidae
Product: zinc finger protein 91-like
Biological process (GO): regulation of transcription by RNA polymerase II
Cellular component (GO): nucleus
Molecular function (GO): DNA-binding transcription factor activity, RNA polymerase II-specific; RNA polymerase II transcription regulatory region sequence-specific DNA binding
Source: RefSeq, a predicted model, not a curated record